This is a messenger RNA of Drosophila bipectinata, 587 nucleotides long. RefSeq lists its product as uncharacterized. NCBI's taxonomy places the organism in Eukaryota, Metazoa, Arthropoda, Insecta, Diptera, Drosophilidae. The record is from RefSeq and is a predicted model, not a curated record.
UUGGCUUGUGGAAUAAAUUCAUUCAAAGUAAGAAUCCCCAAACUGUUACCCAAAUCCCAAGAUCACCAAAUUGAAGAGUAUAUCAAAUUCAUAGCCCAAAAAUGGACGAAGAUCAAGUGGAAUGCCGGAGUACCAGCAGCGAUCAGGAGCUGGACCAUAGCCGGUGCCGUCGAAAGGCCGUUCACUAUGCCUCCGUUGGGGAUUUCCUCUCCAGCCUCAACAUCAACGACACCUCGGUGAGCUCCCUGCAGGGCCUGCAAACCCUAACCCUGGAGGAUUACUUGCGUACCAUGCGCAAUCCGGAGCAGAUAACGCCCUCGAAUUCCAACUCGAAGUCGAACUCGCCUUCGCCCUCGCCCUCGCCCUCACCCUCGCCUCCGGGUGAUGGCAAUCGGCAGUUGCGCUGCAAGUCUCCACUAAAGUUGCGACUCGGCCGGGACAUUCACCGCGUUGGAUCUCCGGACAAGGAGGCCUUCAUCCCCCAAUACCACAGUCCACCAAGUCCACCCGAGGAGCCCCGCAAAGUUCAGCUCUCCUUUAGCUUUUAGUAGUGGACCUGUUUUGUUGAGCCGUGAAUCAUAUCGUCC